AUGGAUAGACACUGUGAAGCAUUCCAGGAUCUAGGAGGAGCUCUCCAUCCUAAUGAUCUUGGACAUGAUCUCAUUGACAGAACGCAUCAAAAUGCUCAGAGAAUUGCAUUUUGUGCUGAUUCUUUUAAUUAUCCACAAAUUGUCUGUGAUGUUUAUUUUCCACCACACAAAGAAUGUGGUGGAGGAAUUCUAGCUUUAGAUGGAAACAGUGGUCAUGAACUUUGGAGAUAUUACACUUUACAUGAAAUAUUUGCCAUUAAUUGUAAUAUUGAUAUUGAUAAAGAUGGAGUUAAGGAUUGCUUAGGAGGAGGAAGAAUGGCUGGAUUUAUUGCAUUGAGUGGUAGAGAUGGUAGUUUACUUUGGAAAUUUAAUGAUCCGAAAGUGAAAAUUCCAACAUCUAAUUUUUAUACUCCUAUUUAUAUAAGAGAUUUAGAUCAUGAUACAAUUCCAGAUAUUAUUACUAUUCAUGGAGGAGAUCCGCUAAAAGAACCAGGCAGUGAAAAACGCUUGGUUGGAAGAAUACUAGUUAUAAGUAGUAAAACUGGUAAAGUAUUGCAAUGGGUUGAAGUUCCUGAUGGUAAAGAAAGUUAUUAUUCACCUCAAAUAUAUACUCAACCAGAUGGAGUAAGACUAACGGAAUUNGGCACUGGAGGAGAAACUCAUGGUGGCUCUUUGUGGUGUAUUAAAGUUGAAGAUUUAUUAAAAGGAAAUAUUAGUAUGGCUAAACAAAUUUACACUGAUCAUAAAAAGGGUAUUAUGACACCUCCUGUUUUAGUUGAUAUAACUGGUGAUGGAAUAAUUGAUAUUGUUAUGGCUAUGUUCAAUUCGAAAGUUAUAGCAUUUAAUGGAAUUGAUUUCAAGCAAAUCUGGUCAUUUCAUAUUCCUUCUUCAGAGUCUUACAGUACUCCAGGUGUUGGAUUUUUCAAUAAUGAUGAUAUUCCUGAUUUUAUUAUAAACUAUCAAAUUGGUCCAGGAUUUCCCAUUUAUUAUUAUACUGAAACAACAAUUUUGGAUGGAAGAAAUGGAAAACCUUUAUUAGAUAAUCCUAUUAAAAUGGUUGUUGGAACCCAAACAUCUCCUCUUGUUAUCAGUUUAGAAGGUUUUGGAAAUGAUAUAUUUCUAUAUUGGAUAUCUGACUGUAAUGGAAACAGAAAAAAUCAGAAUUUAGAAUAUGAUUUUAUUAAAGGGACAAGUGUUCAUGAACAGUCCAGAGCAGAUUUCUGUAAAAUACGUUUCAAAGAAAAAUUAUUUACAAAAAUGUUUGGAUUAACAAGCAAGAUGAGUCCACCUGGAGUUAAUAUUUAUGAUUCAGAUUAUAGAAAGGCUAUAGAAUUUGGUAAUCAGCUAAAUUACACAGCAAUAGGUUUAUCAUUUAAACGGAAACAGCUGAAUCAUUAUCGUAAUCAUCAUAUGUAUAACAGUAACUCAAGAUAUAAGCAAACCAAUGAUGCUAAAUAUCAGUCAUAUGAACUUAAUCACCAUCCUGACUAUUAUCAACAUCGUUUACCAAAUGAUGAAUAUUUUAAAGACUCAAGAUAUCCAUUAAAUGGUUAUGCAGAAGAAUCUGUAGAUAAUGAUGAUUUAGAAAAUAUAAACCAAAGAAUAUUUAGUCCAGAAGAUGAACAGAUAUAUAAUCAAAACCCAAGUGCAUAUUAUCCAAAAAAGUAUAAUGAUUAUGAUAAGAAUGGACCAAUAGAUGAUUAUAGGUAUGAAGAAGAAAACAAGGAACCUGAUAAUGAAAAUAUGAAAAAUUAUUAUAGCAAAGAUGUAUCAAGCAAAUCUGAAAAUAAUUGGAAAGGAUGGUAUAAUGAGGAACAUCCAAAAAUAUACCAUAGAGGACAAAACAGUAGACACAAUUAUUGGAAGGGUAGACGACCGUAUCGUAAAACAGAGGAAAACAUCAAAGAAAAUUACAAAAAUAAUUCACCAGAAACAAAGCAAAGGACCAAAAAUGAAAAAGUAUGGAAACGAUAUAAAAAACAUGUGGGCCCUCAUGAUGCUGGAGGCAUUCAGAGAACAAUUUCCACAGGUGCACUGUUUCCCAUAAGAAAAGGAAUGCAAAGUGAAAACAGCAUUGACAUUGUUUUUGCCACUUUCUGGUUUUAUCCUGCUCAUACACAAGCUCUUCUUCCAGAUGAUAUUGAAUGUAUUAAAAACCGUUUAGCUCAAGAAAAAGAACGAUUUCAUCAUCAAAGUGAUUAUUAUGGGAUGGACCAUGAUGAAUAUGAAGCUGCAAUCAGAACCGAAUGUCUUCGAAAAAAUAAUCACUACGUGGAUGCAAAUAAAUCAGUUUACGAUAACUUUGAAGAUUACGAUCCCUUCGACCGUCGCAUGGGUCAAAUGACCGUUUACAGACUACGAAUCUCUUGCCAUUGCCUAAAACAAAAUUUAACCUCAGAUGCAAAAUGUGCAAAAAUUCUUCCAUAUGCACAACAAGGUUGGACAGCUUACAUGGGAAUGCAUGGUAAUUGUCUGUUUAACCCACAUCAGUUUACAUAAAAUUUGAAAAAGAAUCAUAUGUAUAGAAUACCAUAAAUGUUGCCUUCAAGUACGGAUGAUGAUUUAUUUUAAAAUAAAAAUGAUGCAAGAAUAUUGAUUUGUACAAAACAAUUAAUUUGACUUUUAUCUUGGAACAGAAAAAUAUUUGUAGUAAAAUGAAAUCAUAAUUUAAUUUUAAAAUUCAUCAUUUUAAAGUGAAAUUCAAAGCAUAGAAUGUCAAAAGGAUAAUUAUGAUAAACAAACAGAUCUUCCAACAAUUUAAGAAUUGAAGAAUUAGCUAAAAGAAAAAUUUGCUAAAUAUUUUUUGAAAAAAUUCAUAGACAAAUUAUAUAAAUUUUCUAGAAUAGUAAAUAUUCUCGAUGAAAUUCACUUAGCAGAUAAAAAACACGAGUGGCUUAUUCUGUAAUAUACAAAAAUUUAAUAAGACAACCAUUUAAAUAUUAGCAAUUUAAUAAUUUAAACUUUGGUCAAAAGUAAUAAAAAUCUGUUAACAUAUCAAGUGGAAAAAAUUAAUUA
Molecule: messenger RNA, 3015 nt
Organism: Centruroides sculpturatus (bark scorpion)
Lineage: Eukaryota; Metazoa; Arthropoda; Arachnida; Scorpiones; Buthidae
Exons: 14
Coding region: 1-2499 (832 amino acids)
Molecular function (GO): protein binding
Source: RefSeq, a predicted model, not a curated record